Messenger RNA from Tripterygium wilfordii, 1453 nucleotides. Its product is annotated as palmitoyl-protein thioesterase 1-like. Gene Ontology annotation, molecular function: thiolester hydrolase activity. Gene Ontology annotation, cellular component: intracellular membrane-bounded organelle. The coding region runs from base 438 to 1286 and encodes 282 amino acids. NCBI's taxonomy places the organism in Eukaryota, Viridiplantae, Streptophyta, Magnoliopsida, Celastrales, Celastraceae. The transcript has 13 exons. The record is from RefSeq and is a predicted model, not a curated record.
CGAUCGAUCGUGCGUACAAAACAAAUGGAAACCCAGAAUUCCAGUGACCAGAAAAGUUACAGUUGGUGGUGUACUGAACUAGAUAAAUUACUUGGGAGUUGGAACCCAUUUUUCUCCUUUUGAUUAUCUCUUCAACAAAAAUGGUUUUCUUUGCUAAAAACAAGUAUCUCUCUUAUCACCACGUUCAUCUUCGUUUACAGUUUCAUCAUCCCUGUAGCCUUCUGUGUCCCUUUCAUAGUUCUGCACGUUGUGGGAUGUGAGCAAGAGUGUGAAGAUAAGAUCUUGGCCCAGGUGUGUCUGUGACUGUGAGGCAGCAGAUUACUUCUUUCCCACAAACCAAAGCAUUGGCGAUAAAUGCACUAAUCGAGGACUCACACAUUUCACUGAAUUUCUAAGCAAUUGGUCUGGUUCUGAAGGAUAUUGCAUAGAAAUUGGAAAUGGAUCAUGGGAUUCUUGGACCAUGCCCCUUCUCGAGCAGACAGAAAUUGCUUGUAAGCAGGUGGUUACGCUGUUCGGUGAAGAAAAUUGAUGAAUUAAGUGACGGCUACAAUAUAGUUGGACUUUCUCAGGGUAACCUGAUUGGACGUGGGUUAAUUGAAUUGUGCGAUGGAGGACCUCCGGUUAAGAAUUUCGUAUCACUUGGAGGUCCUCAUGCGGGCACUGCUUCGGUUCCAUUUUGUGGGCAGUCUGGGUUGAUUUGCUUACUCGUGGACACAUUGAUAAAGUUAGAGAUCUAUAGCAACUAUGUUCAGGAACACUUAGCUCCAAGUGGUUAUCUUAAAAUUCCAACAGAUAUUUCAAACUAUAUCGAAGGGUGCAAGUUUCUACCGAAGCUUAAUAAUGAAGUCGUUUCAGAGAGAAAUUCCACUUAUAAGGAACGGCUUGCUGGCAUUGAGAAUUUAGUGCUUAUCAUGUUCGAGCAGGAUACGAUUUUAAUACCUAAGGAAACCUCCUGGUUUGGGUAUUAUCCAGAUGGAGCCUUUAAUCCUGUUUUAACUGUAAAAGAGACGAAGCUCUACAAAGAGAAUUGGAUUGGUUUGAGAACCCUGGACGAAGCUGGGAAAGUUAAAUUCAUAAACGUCACGGGGAAUCAUCUCGAUAUCUCUAAAGGCGAUAUGAAGAAGUAUGUUGUACCUUACUUGGCAGAUCAAGCACCAGCACCCUCAACCCAGUCAAUGGCAACGACAUCAUCUUCAUCCUACCGAUCACUUUCAUAUAUCUGGAGCCUUCUCACCAAGCUCACUGAUCUCACAGGGGAUCAACCUUGGUUUCAUGUUGUGUACUGAAUUAAGUACCAAUACUGCUGUGCAUUCAAAAGAAAGAGCGUAACCGUAUUUUCUCAAUUUGUUGUGCCAUUUUUCAUGACGGAUCUUCACACGGCGAAUAUACAAUAUGUGAGAACAUUGGCUUCGCGGCCAUGGCGUUAAUGUAUGAGAGUGUUUUGUUAGGCUUC